UCAUAUUUUCGGUUAUCUGUCUAUAAUAGUUUCGCAGCGGCUUCCGUUGAACUACAGAACAAAACUGGGUUUUAGAUUAAUACAAUUAAUGAGCUCAGCAUCGCUCUGCAGUUCGUUGUGUUCAAUAGGUUAUGAUUACUGUUUUAUAGCACAUCGAAAAACAUGACGUGUAAUGACAAUUAUCUAAAUUGAACAGCGUUUAGUUGUAUGAUCGGUAUUUUCAAGAUUUAUUUAUAUUUUUUCAGUUUUCAACAAAAAAACAGAGAUCAAUCAUGAAAGUAAUAUUCAAUUGUAUGACGUUAGUCUUAAUGUUUUUCAUUUGUACAAUUACUGUAUAUGGAGUGCCGAACACCAAGGAACCGGUUUUAGAAAAAUUACAAGCGCAACAGCAACAUUUCAGAGGUGAAGAGCACAAUACAGAUUAUGACCAUGAAGCUUUUCUUGGACAAGAAGCGGAAGAAUUUGAUAAUUUGACACAAGAAGAAAGUCAAAGGAGACUUAGCGUAAUAGUCGAUAAAAUUGAUAAAAAUAAUGAUGGAUAUGUAACACAAGAGGAGCUUAAAGAUUGGAUUAAAUUCACUCAAACUCGUUACAUAAUGAAUGAUGUGCACAGCCAAUGGGAUAACCAUAAAAACUUGGAAAACGAAAAGUUAUCAUGGGCAAUAUAUAGGAAAGAUACGUAUGGAUUUAUGUCUGAUGACGAAGCAAAAGAAGUGCAUAAAUCUGAUGAUUCCUAUACAUAUGCCAAAAUGAUAUUAAGAGAUAAGAGAAGAUGGGCAGCAGCUGACGUAGAUGGUGAUGGUCUAUUGUCCAAAGAGGAAUUUAUAUCUUUCUUACAUCCUGAAGAAAGUGUUCACAUGAAAGAUAUUGUUGUCUAUGAAACUAUGGAUGAUAUGGAUAAAGAUAAAGACAAUAAAAUAUCAAUGGAUGAAUAUAUUGCUGAUUUAUUCCCUGGUGUGGAGCCAAAUGAAGAACCAAAUUUCAUUAAAAGUGAAAUAGAACAGUUUAAGACAUACAGAGAUAAAGAUGGUGACGGGUUUUUGGACAUUGGAGAGGUCAAAGAUUGGAUAUUACCUGACAAUUUUGAUCAUGCUGAAGCAGAAAGCAGACACCUUGUUUAUGAAUCUGAUUCAGAUGCUGAUGGCAAAUUAACUAAAGAAGAAAUAUUAGCGAAAUAUGAUUUGUUUGUCGGAUCCCAGGCAACUGAUUUUGGAGAGGCCAUUAUGAAACAUGAUGAGUUAUAAAACAAUUACAA
This is a messenger RNA of Rhopalosiphum maidis (corn leaf aphid), 1255 nucleotides long. Its product is annotated as calumenin-like. The transcript is spliced from 7 exons. The record is from RefSeq and is a predicted model, not a curated record. NCBI's taxonomy places the organism in Eukaryota, Metazoa, Arthropoda, Insecta, Hemiptera, Aphididae. The coding region runs from base 273 to 1244 and encodes 323 amino acids. Gene Ontology annotation, cellular component: endoplasmic reticulum. Gene Ontology annotation, molecular function: calcium ion binding.